UUUGCUGCCCGACUACACUAUCGGCCGACAAAAAAUCGGUGGUCUGCGCCUAAGCUAAAGAUUUUCUUCUGACACGAUCAUGGUGCUCUACCAUUAUUGGCGUUAUUUGAAAGGCCAUUAAAUAAACUUUAAGAAAAACACAUUUUUUUUAUAAACAAAUUGAUUUAUCGAUAUCGAACUUCAUGUCAAAAGCGACAUGACGUACAUCACUAUUUUUACACACACACACACAUGGGGGCGGUUGGCCGAAAAUAGAAUUUAUUAGAAAUUGUUAGCAAAAUGGCAAUCGCCAUGGCAACCGCCGAAAACUUUGGAAUGUUUUCGGCGCGAACACGUUUGUUGACUUCAAAAGUGACGUUUUCCCAUAUUUUUUUUAUAUAAUAGCACUUACCGCUAAAAGGACGCCAUUUUUCUUACUAGCGCUAACAAUGCUAUUUUCGCCCAAACGCCCUUAAUUUCGUUUGACAAUUUGAUUGACAGUUUUGACAGCUUGGUUUUGUUGUUGUUGUGUUUGUCACAGACUCGUGGAGUUUGUGUUGUUGCUAUUCGGAAUUUUUUAUCUCCAAGCUACACACAGAUAGCGACACUUUAAUUCUGUCUUCGGACUCAAUUGUGUAUUAUCUUUGUGAGUGUCUCGACAAUUUAAUUUAAAUGGAUGAAUUUCAAUUUGAUGAGAUGGAGGUUGAUACUGAGUUAGCAGAGUCCUAUUUUGAGAAGAAUAACUAUCAGUUUCCAAUGAACCAAGAGUCUGGUAAAAAAUCUAACAAGGAUGGAUAUGGUAAUACUAUUUUUUAUGAUGUUAACUGCUGUUUUGAGUUAGCAGAGUCACCAUUAUCGGGUAGAGAGACAAAUUUAUACGAGUACUUGGAUCAACUCAAUGAAAAAUUCAAAAGACUGGCAACAGAGGUAACAAAACAUGCCGAAACUUUUUGUCAGAUGGAGUACUUAAUACGUAAAAUUCCAGUGAAUGAAGUACGAGACUAUGACAUAAGACUUAUUGUGCAAAAUUUUACAUGCAACAGUUCAAAACAAACCAACCAAUUUAGCGAUUUCUUUCUUAACUAUGACUACUUAACGAUGGGUGAGAACACACCACUCGCGAAGCUUGGCUCCAUAAUGCAGCUGAUGGGAAGGGGGGUGCGAGAUAUAGAAAUUGUAUGCACCAAAAAUACCGCAGCCGUCUGUAGCUUGUUCAAAGAAUUGUGUCACAGCGUUGGAUUCGAUAAUAUUUCUACAGUCUUUGUGGAGUCCGUUGAUGAACUAGAGACAAAAAAAAUCCCAAUGAAUAUUUUAUCUGUGACCACGGGAUGUAUAGGAGUGGUGACCGAGGGUUGCGACAUAGAUUCCGCCAUCGAUACGUUCUUGAAGACUACCACUAGGUACCCAUGGAAACUCAGUCGCGUUCUGGUGCAAGAGAGCGUAUACGCGGGCUUCAAGAAAGCCUUCUCUUGGAAGGCUAGCCUCAAAGCAGACGGAGCUGAUCAAAUUCUCGCCCCAAUAAAGCAUCUCUGCGCAAACGCAUUCCAGUACGACGACAAGACAUUCCUUGUUGAUUACGCGGGAAAUCCCGAAGCCGUCGGGCCCAUGGUUCCAAUCGAAGCGUACAGGACUACCAAGGAACUGAUAUCGCUGGUGAAAAAGCACAGGGUUAAGUACUUGUCGCUGUGGGCUAGCGACAUUGCACAAGCUAAUGAGAUCGCGUACAAUGCUCCUUCUUCAGUCGUGUGGAUCAACAGCUAUGGUACCUUCGACGGCCCGGUGCAGGCUUCGCAAGCUAUUUACGCAAACAUGAUAGACGACGAUUAUCUUGAUGUCUUGGACGAUUUACCAAAUUGUGAUGAGGUAAUGGAUCGGCAAGAGGUGUGGGCGAAGACGCCAUUAGAAGAUCGCCGCCGAAUCGUCCUCGACCUCACGACUGGUUCAGAUUUCCAAAUGUUGAGGGACGCAUUGCAAAGUUAUGAAGGCGAUAAUUUCGUGCACGUCGACAAAGACCGCAUGUGCGUUGGUUUGACAGAGCCACUAGAAUUUGUAUUAGUAGACGCAAGUUUUAAAAGUGUAGGUGUUUGGAAUUUUGCUAGGAUGUUAUUGUGCGGCUCAGCAUUGAUAUUGACAAGAUGUCUUGAAGCCCCCUUCCAUGAUUACCUUGAAAGACUAGCGAGAGACAGUCAGAACAUACCUAUAAUGUAUAGUGAAUGUUAUUUUUCGACGCCUGAAGUUCGUGCUAUAUUACACAACACAAAAGUCAUUUCGACAAACUUUGGUACAAUAUUUGCAAACUAAAGCAAGAAAACGAAUUUUCAUUCAAGAACAAAAGUCAUGCGCCGUCAUAAGAAUGGCAAUAUUCAUGGGUCGCCCGGCAGUCGAUGCUGACGGUGCAGCAGGAUGUACGAUCGUGCUCGUACAAUAUUAAUUAAAAUUAAUAGAUUAUUAUUUAAUGAAUCGCGUUUCCUACUUUAAGUAAUAAAGCGUUUCACUAUAUUUUUAUACCUUAUUAAGUUUUAAGAGUUAUUGUAAACAAACAGAUUUAGGUACAUCAUGUUAUAAACCAAAUGUU
Molecule: messenger RNA, 2554 nt
Organism: Ostrinia furnacalis (Asian corn borer)
Lineage: Eukaryota; Metazoa; Arthropoda; Insecta; Lepidoptera; Crambidae
Exons: 7
Coding region: 652-2280 (542 amino acids)
Molecular function (GO): oxidoreductase activity, acting on the aldehyde or oxo group of donors, NAD or NADP as acceptor
Source: RefSeq, a predicted model, not a curated record